UGAUGCUUUAUUACCUCAGCCACUUUCCCGGCGGAGCAAUUGAAAUAUACCGAGUUGAUUAGCAUACAACAAUUGCCUUGCCUGGUCAAAGGUAAAGUGGAGUCGGAGACCUUCUGUAUUUCGUCCGAACCCUUUGCAUGACCACUUACCUCGUCAACGCAUAUAUCACAACCAGGUCUUGCCCUGCUCCAUCUGAGUUGCCCUCUAUUUCGUGAAAAACGCCCAAAAUCCUUACGCAAAGAACACUUGCCACUAUGGGGUCCUUUGAUCCUGCCGGGGUGCCAAUCUUCGAUAUUCGCUCAGACAAGUCGGAUCAGUCUCUUUUGGAGACGCUUAGUCGCUCGUUGAAUCCUGUCGAUGGACAGCCCCGCACAUUUCCGACGUUGUUGCUAUAUGACGGUAUAGAGGUUCUGGCUGUGUGAGACAAGUACUAAACAAUCGCAGAAAAGGGAUUGAAACUGUUUGAGGAGAUCACCUAUGUGGAUGAAUAUUACCUCACCAACGCUGAGAUCGAGGCCCUGACUAGACAUGCCAAUGCCAUUGCCUCACGAAUUCCAGCAAAUUCUCGUCUGGUCGAACUUGGAAGCGGAAACCUCCGGAAGAUCGAUAUCUUACUCAGAGCAUUCGAGAAGGCUCAAAAGUCCGUAGAAUACUACGCGCUAGACCUUUCUCUGUCAGAGCUCAAGCGGACAUUUUCCGAACUCGAUAUCACCGCGUACCAAUAUGUCACCUUUCGUGCCUUGCAUGGCACAUACGACGACGCUCUCGACUGGCUGAAGAAGGUUCGGAAGGAUGACCGGAGCACCUGUGUAAUGACUAUGGGAUCAUCAAUUGGCAAUUUCACGCGCGAGAGCGCUGCUCGAUUUCUUGCCAAUUUCAAAGCAGCGCUUACUUCCUCGGAUUUUAUUCUUGUAGGAGUUGAUGGAUGUCAGCAGCCAGACCGCGUUUACCGAGCCUAUAACGACACUCCGAAAGUGACGGAGAAGUUUUACCGCAAUGGCCUAUCACAUGCCAAUGCUAUCCUUGGCUAUGAUGCAUUCAAACAAGACGAAUGGCAGAUCGAGGGACUCUACGAUGAAAAGCUCAACAAGCAUCAGGCUUCGUAUGUUGCUCUGACAGACAUCAACACCGGAAAUUUCUCUUUCAGAAAAGGCGAAAAGAUACAUUUGGAAGACGCAUUCAAAUAUUCCGUGGCAGAAAGUGAUGAAAUGUUCCACCGGGCUGGACUGAUUCCGCAAAUGGCGUACAGCAACAGCACCAAUGACUAUUUCCUUCAUCUUCUCACACCUGCCACAAUAAAUUUUCCUACAGAGCCUACAGAAUUUGCAGCGAGCCCUGUGCCGACCUCGAAUGAUUGGCAACAGCUAUGGGCUGCAUGGGAUAUAGUCACCAAAUCCAUGGUUCCAAGAGAUGAGCUUUUGAAUAAACCCAUCAAAUUACGAAAUGACUUGAUCUUCUACUUGGGCCAUAUUCCCACCUUUGCAGAUAUUCAUGUCACCAAGGCUACAGCUGGAAAGCCGACCGAUCCUGCGUCUUAUUGGUCAAUCUUCGAGCGAGGCAUCGAUCCUGACGUUGAUAACCCUGAAGUGUGCCAUGACCAUAGUGAAGUCCCUGACUCAUGGCCACCACUUGAGGAUAUCCUCAGCUACCAGAACCGGGUACGGUCUCGCAUCACAGAAAAAAUAAGCAAUGGUGAUGCUUUUUCUGACCGCAAACUCGGCCGGGCUCUUUGGCUAGCCUACGAGCAUGAAGCGAUGCACCUGGAAACAUUUCUUUACAUGCUCCUCCAGUCUGAGCGUGUUCUACCACCACCGGGCAAAGGUGUCCCCGAUUUCAAGGCUCUUGCAGCAGAAGCUCGUGCACACCGUGUUCCGAACAAAUGGCACAAGAUUCCUACCACCAAGGUCAAGAUCGGUCUCGACGAUGCCGAAAAUGACGACGGCCCAGAUAGGUACUUUGGCUGGGAUAACGAGCGCCCCUCGCGUACCGUCCAGGUCUACGAAUUCGAAGCUCAGGCCAGGCCGAUCAGUAAUGGCGAAUAUGCUCGCUUCCUUGAAGCCACGAAGCAAGACACGCUUCCCGCAUCAUGGACCGUCUCCCCGGCAUCCGACUCGCACUCCAACGGCACGAACGGCGUGAUCAACGGCAACGACAUUGCAAAUCUCGAUACUGCUAGCCCAUCUUGGAUCCGAGGGAAAUCCGUCCGCACCGUGUAUGGUCUCAUUCCACUCCAAUAUGCACUCGACUGGCCCAUCAUGGCAUCGUACAAUGAACUUGCAGCUUAUGCAGAGUGGUCCGACGGACGAAUUCCGACCAUGGAAGAGGCGCGAAGUCUUUACAAAUAUGCCCACGAUCAGCAAGACAGUACCAUGGAGAAGGUUCCGAGUAAAUUGAUCUCGGCGGUGAACGGACACCUCUCGAACGAAGGUGUCGAGGAAACACCACCACACAACCCUUCGCUCCCCACUGGCGGCGCUGCCUCGAACGGCAGUGCUGCACCAAACGACCGACACACCAACAAUCUCGACCCGAACGACCUCUUCAUCCCGUUGACGGACACCCAAAACGUCGCCUUCCGCCACUUCCACCCGACUCCCAUCACCGGCCACGACGGGCUCCGCGGCCAAUCCGACGUCGGCGGGCUCUGGGAAUGGACCAGCACGACCCUCGCCCCCCACCAAGGGUUUUCCGCCAUGAAGCUGUACCCGGGGUACACGGCCGACUUUUUCGACGACAAGCACAACGUCUGUCUGGGCGGGAGUUGGGCCACCGUCCCUCGCAUCGCCCUGAGAAAGACCUUUGUCAAUUGGUACCAGAGGAACUAUCCCUUUGUCUGGUGUACGGCCAGACUCGUCAGGGAUGUGUCUAUCACCACUUGAUAAUACCUUGGUGAACAAGUCCGACAUUCGAUUUCGUCCAGACCUGCCAGAGGUCUUGACUCAAGAGCCCUCCAUGAGUCGGAUGGGACAACGGGACAGGAGACCACAAGAGACAUGCACAUGAACAAGGAAAUUGGAAAUUGAAACUGAGGAUGGAAUUUCAGGGUUUAAUUCGAAAGCAACAAAGUUUCUACGACCCAUCUCUCAACUCUUUCACAAUCAACUAUUUUUUUUUCUCGAAUGAAACCCCAUUUUCCAUCUACCUAUUGUACUGUAUUGUACUGUAGGUACGUUGGGAGGGCAUUAUGGGGGACAAGUAAGGUGGAAACAUAUCAACAUCACACACUCUUUUUGGAAACAUGCAAACAUAAUUGGCAAAAAUGUCGCUAUCCAUAUGCAGUAACGAAAAUUCAUGAUUGAUCCUUUUGAACCCG
Molecule: messenger RNA, 3313 nt
Organism: Exophiala oligosperma
Lineage: Eukaryota; Fungi; Ascomycota; Eurotiomycetes; Chaetothyriales; Herpotrichiellaceae
Exons: 6
Coding region: 813-2879 (688 amino acids)
Source: RefSeq, a predicted model, not a curated record